GCCGUCGGGGCGGCCGGUGCGGCAGGGGGCAGUGAGACCGCCCCAGGGCACCUCCCGAGCCCGUGAGAGUGAUGAAUGAGCUGAAAUGAAAUGCUGCUUGGGCUUCCAAGCGUGAGACCGGGCAGGUUUUUGUCUCGGAGUGAUGCACGGCAGGCUGCUGCGAGGGGCGUCGGGGCGUGCAGCGUCGCUCACGGGAGUCGGGUCGGGCGCUGGCGCUGCCUCAUCCACUGCACGGAUUUCGUUUGCUCCCGUAGUUACCAGUUUCCUGUACAUACUGAGUAUUUAUUGAACAGUCACACUGGUUGGAGGUGCUCUAUUAUCGGCAUUGCCUCUCUGAUUCAGGGUACCGUCUGCUUCUGUUACACGGUGGGAAACACUAGGGACUAGGAUCGGUCAUUUGCGUAACUACGCACCUAAGAGGAGAUGCUUUUGGAUUUUAGUUGUUUCAUGGUUUCCUUAAUCUUGUUGGUCUUUGAAGUCCCAAGAUGUACUCAUCAACAGGUUUAAAGACUUUGCUCUGUUUUGCAUUGUAAGUCAUGCAAAUGUUGCUCUGGUGUGCAGACCAGCUCACAAGCCAUGCGAAAUGAAAGUGCUUUUGUAAAUUCGAGACUCAGCUUUGAUAAAAUGAAUAACUUAUACUGUCUGUUAUAAUGCACAGACAAAUAAACUACCAUGGUACUAAGAGGAGAAAGCUAUAUAUUUGCAUAUACUAAUGCCAAUAGGAGUAUGCUUUCUGUAUAUUAUUACUUAAGAGUUUGGAAUACUGUUUGUACUACCUUUCCUGCCUGGCCCCUUUGUUCCAUCUUUUCUGGAUGGAUGCACUUUUCCUGAAAAACUGGGUGGUGGUUGAUCACAGCGAUGUUGCAAUGAUUAGGGCCUGCCCACUGGAAGGAGGUUUUUCCUGUUGCCAAUGGAGACCGUCAGUCACCCAUUGACAUCAAAACUGAGGAAACCAAGUAUGAUCCCUCACUCCGUUCUCUAAAUCCCAAUUACGAUCCGGCUUCUGCUAAAAUCAUCCUUAACAAUGGGCACUCCACCAGUGUCGAGUUUGAUGACAGCGUCAACAAAUCAGGUUCAUUCCAACCGAAUCGCUCAUGUCUCUUAUCUGACUUUAGCUGAAAGUUUGUAUAUAUAUUUUUUUUCAUUUUUGCAAUCCACACCUCGACUUUUUGUGUCAGGAAAGAGCUAAUACAGAACAAAUUAAAUAUAUUCCAAGUGAUCCCCUUUCUUCUCUGUAAAGUUUUAUUGCACCAGUCUUUUCUAAGAGUAUGUAGCUUCCCUUUCUGAAAGCAAUAAUUCUUAUUUAGAAGUUCUAUGAUUUAACAUAGUCUUUUAAAUCAGUUAGUGCCUUCAUCUUUAAAGCCUUCUCCUCAGUGGUAGGCAAGCUAGCACACCUCCCCUUGAAACUGUAGGAGUGCAGAUUCUUCAAGCAAUAAAAUCCUCUUAUGGUUGUGUGAGGCUUAGCUGAGGACCCAAGCUCAUGUGAUGCUUUCACAAGGGUCGAUGCCAGAAGAGGACUUAUUUGUGAUCACCCUGUCCAUUAGUCUGAGAACCUAUUAACUUGUAGCAGCAACAGGGAGAGACCUAGAUUGAGACACCAUCAUACUUUGCUUUCAUGGACAGUCUAAGGUUAAUUCUUGAAUUUUCUGUUGAUACAAGCAACAUUGGAUGUUGCCUGAAAGCCAUCAGCUGACCAUCAGUGAUCUGGUCUGACCUCCUGUGUGUCAGAUGCCACAGUACUUCCCAGAAUUAAUCUCUGCUUCAAGCCUAGUAGGCAUGGGUGAACUAAAGCACAUCUGUUAGAAAAACAUACAAUCUUGAUUUCAAAAUUGCCAGCGAUGAAGAACCUACCACAGCCUUUGGUCAUUGAUCAAAAAAUACUGAAUUUUCUAGGGCCAAAAUUUGGCCUCUGGGGCACUCCUGUGAAUGCUGACUGGGGGACCACUCAGCGGGACCUACAGGCUGCGCCAGAUUCACUUCCACUGGGGAUCCAAUGAUGAAGCCGGCUCUGAGCACACAGUGGAUGGGAUGAAGUAUGCAGCAGAGCUUCAUGUGGUCCAUUGGAACUCAGAGAAGUAUUCCAGUUUUGUUGAGGCAGCUCGUCAGUCAGAUGGAUUAGCAGUCAUGGCAGUAUUUCUGAAGAUUGGUGAAUGCAACCCUCAGCUGAAGAAGAUUACUGACCGCUUGGACACCAUCAGAAUCAAGGGUAAAAGAGCACUAUUCACCAACUUUGAUCCUAGCUGUCUGCUUCCCAAAUCCCUGGACUACUGGACUUACUUUGGCUCUCUCACUGUUCCUCCUCUUCUUGAGAGUGUCAUCUGGAUUGUUCUGAGAGAGCCCAUAAGUGUUUGUUCUGAACAGCUAGCCAAGUUCCGCAGCCUCCUGAGCACAGCUGAGGAUGAAGUUGCCUGCUGCUUGCUGAGAAACUACCGCCCUCCCCAGCCUUUAAAGGGACGAGAAGUCAGGAGGAAUUAAAGGAGUAAAGACAGAAUAGUCUCCCUCUGAAACCAAAGGCUGAAUUAAUUUUAAUAGUUAAUAUUCUUAAUGAUUUUUUUUUUUUUGUGAGUUGUUUUAACAAAUAGGUGUUGUUUUGUUAGUGGUUACCAUGCAAUCAUUUCUAACAGACAAGUAUGUCCUGAGCUGUUGCAGGUUCAUCAAUGUUAACAGAUCUGACUGUGUUUGAGUGCAUUGGUUUGAGAGUGUCUAGGCAUUAGCAUGCACAGAAGGCAGUGCUAAUUAUAAAGUUCAAGACAUGGUGAAGGAGUUGUCCAGAAUUUGCCACCAUAUUACUGAACAGGAUCUCUGAUAUUAAUGGCAUCAAAGGAUGCUGUGGGAUUAUUAUUUUGGUCUCUAGCAUAACAUUUAGCUUCUAAAUAAGACUUCACACCGUAAUUCUCAAGAAAAAGAUGUUUCAAAGUUGAUACAUUAUCAUUGCUGACUUCUGCAAUACCACGCUUACCUUCCUACAAAAAAGCAGUAAUGACUGCUUUUAAGUAAAACAGAUAUAUGCAUAUGAUCCUGUUAUUCUGGCUGCUUCAUGGCAGUAAAGAUGUCAUGAUUUUUAAUUUUUUUUAAGCAAAUAGUAAGGAUUUUGUAUAUUCUAGGAUCAUAUCAGAUGGAUUAGGUAUUCCUGAAUUCCAUCACAUGUAGUGAUGCAAUUGUCCUGAAAACUUAAAGGCAGAAAGGCACAGAGGGAAUUGUUUGUUCCUAAAUCUAAUCUGUUGGAUUUGAUGAACAGUAAGGGACUGUAACACUAUAUCUAUGUAGCAUCAGACUCCUGCUACUUAAAAACAGGAGGCAGGGGUAGCUGUUGCUCCAGACUGUUUCCUGCUAGACACGUUGCACACUGCAGUGUGAAGCACAUGCUGCAUACCUCACGUCUUGCAGUGGAACACAGCACUACUCAGGUAUGUAAUGUAUCCUAGGUACUGGCUAAUGUUCUGCUAUAAUAGCUGAACUUGGGUGGGUUGCACUUACAUUCCAAGACCAAAGAUAGCAGAUAGACCAAGCCAAAGAAAUCAGAAUCAAUUCAAUAUCUAAUAAAAGAUCAGCCCUCAGCAGCAAUUGUUGAAAUGUCUGUCUUGAAUGAAUUUAUUUGAACCUGUGUUUCUCUCAGGAGCUUUUGUUAUCUGAAUAUAAUUGUUUGGUUUGUGCCAAAUUGAUUUUCAUUAUUUUUAAUGAAUUUGCCAUAGGAUAGAGCUUAGUAUAGGAUUAGGUUUACCCUCAGACUGUGAGUACUAAAUAGUGAAAACCAGUGAUACCUAAAAGAGGCAGCUAAAGGUUUCAUGGGCAGCAACUACCACCAGUCUCUGCAGUAACUUGUGACCAACUCGCCUUCUGUGACUGCUCUGCAUGAGCUUGUGUUUUUAUAGGUUUUAUAUGCUGUGCCUUGUACCUCAACAAGUCUUUUAAUCUUAGAUGGAUAAAUAUGAGGGAGAUCAGAAUCAGGAUUGACUUUAUAUACCUUUAUAAAACUGAAUAAAUUAGACAUAGAGACAUAAAUAUUUUAGCUUAGAUUAAGAUAGGUGGAUUUGUUUGUUUGUUUAUUUUCUCUUCCCCAGUAUAUAGCUACUAUUACUGCACAGCCUCUCAAUACCCGCUGAAUGUUUUCUGAAUAAAGAGCGCAAAUAGACCAUGGGAGAAAUAAAAGGCAUUUGGCAGUGGCAGAAGGUGUAAAGAUUAGCCAAAGAGGAAAAACCUGCAGAUACUUUUUGUUUUCUGGCAUAGGGAGAAGAAUGCAGCUGAAAAGACCUCACGUUGGUUCUUUAUGAAUGAGGAUGUCUGGAAAAUGUGCAUGGAGAAUGCAGGGGCGUAUGCGUGUUUUCAUACUCUUUUUUAGUCUUAGUGUUGAAUCUGAUAUGUUUCCUUGUCAUGUGAAUAGCUGCAGAACAUGAAUGUUUACAAAUGCUCAAAGGUUAUAAGGUUUGUUUGCCUCAAGAGAGAGUGAUAAGACUACUGCUUCAUGUCAGAAACAAAAGUUUUACAUGUUUUUUACAUAUUGAAAACAGUGGAGUUAAUCCAGUGCAUUCAUAUUUAUAAGGAUUUUAUCAAAAUAAAAAAUUUAUUGUA
Messenger RNA from Pezoporus flaviventris, 4569 nucleotides. RefSeq names its product carbonic anhydrase 13-like. The transcript has 9 exons. NCBI's taxonomy places the organism in Eukaryota, Metazoa, Chordata, Aves, Psittaciformes, Psittacidae. The coding region runs from base 1927 to 2475 and encodes 182 amino acids. Gene Ontology annotation, molecular function: zinc ion binding; carbonate dehydratase activity. Gene Ontology annotation, cellular component: cytoplasm. The record is from RefSeq and is a predicted model, not a curated record.